AUGCAACUGCGUGGAAUCAGCCUGGCUGCCGGCUUGUUCUUACUGGCCCUCAGUCUUUGGGGGCAGCCUGCAGAGGCUGCGGCUUGCUAUGGUUGUUCUCCAGGAUCAAAAUGUGACUGUAGUGGUGUAAAAGGAGAAAAGGGGGAGAGAGGGUUUCCAGGUUUGGAAGGCCAUCCAGGUUUGCCUGGAUUUCCAGGUCCAGAAGGGCCUCCAGGGCCUCGGGGACAAAAGGGUGAUGAUGGAAUUCCAGGGCCACCAGGACCAAAAGGGAUCAGAGGUCCUCCUGGACUUCCUGGAUUUCCAGGGACACCAGGUCUUCCUGGAAUGCCAGGCCACGAUGGAGCCCCAGGACCUCAAGGUAUCCCAGGAUGCAAUGGAACCAAGGGAGAACGUGGAUUUCCAGGCAGUCCCGGUUUUCCUGGUUUACAGGGUCCUCCAGGACCUCCUGGGAUCCCAGGUAUGAAGGGAGAACCAGGUAGUAUAAUUAUGUCAUCGCUGCCAGGACCAAAGGGUAAUCCAGGAUAUCCAGGUCCUCCUGGAAUACAAGGCCCAGCUGGUCCCACUGGUUUACCAGGGCCAAUUGGUCCCCCAGGACCACCAGGUUUGAUGGGCCCUCCUGGUCCACCAGGACUUCCAGGACCAAAGGGGAAUAUGGGCUUAAAUUUCCAAGGACCCAAGGGUGAAAAGGGUGAGCAAGGCCUUCAGGGCCCCCCUGGGCCACCUGGACAGAUCAGUGAACAGAAAAGACCAAUUGAUGUAGAGUUUCAGAAAGGAGAUCAGGGACUUCCUGGUGACCGAGGGCCUCCUGGACCUCCAGGGAUACGUGGUCCUCCGGGUCCUCCAGGUGGUGUGAAAGGUGAGAAAGGUGAGCAAGGAGAGCCUGGCAAAAGAGGUAAACCAGGCAAAGAUGGAGAGAAUGGGCAGCCAGGAAUUCCAGGUUUACCUGGUGAUCCUGGUUCCCCUGGUGAACCAGGAAGGGAUGGAGAAAAGGGCCAAAAAGGUGACAUUGGCCCAACUGGGCCUCCUGGACUUGUAAUCCCUAGGCCUGAGACUGGUGUAACUGUGGGAGAAAAAGGAAGCAUUGGUUUACCUGGCUUGCCUGGAGAAAAAGGAGAGCGAGGAUUUCCUGGAAUACAGGGUCCACCCGGCCUCCCUGGACCUCCAGGGACUGCAGUUAUGGGUCCUCCUGGCCCCCCUGGCUUUCCUGGAGAAAGGGGCCAGAAAGGUGAUGAAGGUCCACCUGGACUUUCUAUUCCUGGAUCUCCCGGACUUGAUGGACAGCCUGGGGCUCCUGGACUUCCAGGGCCUCCUGGCCCUCCUGGCCCUCAAAUCCCUCCUAGUGAUGAUAUAUGUGAAGCAGGCCCUCCAGGCCCUCCAGGAUCUCCAGGUGAUAGAGGACUCCAAGGAGAACAAGGAGUGAAAGGUGACAAAGGUGAUACCUGCUUCAACUGUAUUGGAACUGGUAUUUCAGGGCCUCCAGGUCAACCUGGUCUGCCAGGUCUUCCAGGUCCUCCAGGAUCUCUUGGUUUCCCUGGACAGAAGGGAGAAAAAGGACAUGCUGGUCCAACCGGUCCCAAAGGAUUAACAGGCAUACCGGGAGUUCCAGGUCCUCCAGGCUUUCCUGGAUCUAAAGGUGAACCUGGUGACAUCCUCACUUUUCCAGGAAUGAAGGGUGACAAAGGAGAGUUGGGUUCCCCUGGAGCCCCCGGGCUUCCUGGUUUACCCGGUACCCCUGGACAGGAUGGACUACCAGGGCUUCCUGGCCCCAAAGGAGAACCUGGUGGAAUUGCUUUUAAGGGUGAAAGAGGCCCCCCUGGGAAUCCAGGCUUGCCAGGUCUCCCAGGGAAUAGGGGGCCUAUGGGCCCUGUGGGUUUUGGCCCUCCAGGCCCAAUAGGUGAAAAAGGCAUACAAGGUGUGGCAGGAAAUCCAGGCCAGCCAGGAAUACCAGGUCCUAAAGGUGAUCCAGGUCAGACCAUAACCCAACCCGGGAAGCCUGGUCUGCCUGGUAACCCAGGAAGAGAUGGUGAAGUAGGUCUUCCAGGUGACCCUGGACUUCCCGGCCAGCCAGGCUUGCCAGGAAUACCUGGUAGCAAAGGAGAACCAGGUAUCCCUGGAAUUGGGCUUCCUGGACCACCUGGUCCCAAAGGUUUUCCUGGAAUUCCAGGACCUCCAGGAGCACCUGGGACACCUGGAAGAAUUGGUCUAGAAGGCCCUUCUGGGCCACCAGGCUUUCCAGGACCAAAGGGAGAACCAGGACUUGGGCUACCUGGGCCACCUGGGCCCCCAGGACUCCCAGGUUUCAAAGGAACACUUGGUCCAAAAGGGGAUCGUGGUUUCCCAGGACCUCCAGGUCCUCCAGGGCGUGCUGGCUUGGAUGGGCUUCCUGGACCAAAAGGUGAUAUUGGGCCAAAUGGACAACCUGGGCCAAUGGGACCUCCUGGGCUUCCAGGGAUAGGUGUUCAGGGACCACCAGGGCCACCAGGGAUUCCUGGACCAGUAGGCCAACCUGGCUUACAUGGAAUACCAGGAGAGAAGGGAGAUCCAGGACCUCCUGGGUUUGAUGUUCUAGGACCCCCUGGUGAGAGAGGCAGUCCAGGAAUUCCUGGAGCACCUGGUCCUAUGGGACCCCCAGGAUCACCAGGGAUUCCAGGAAAAGGAGGUGCCUCUGGAUUUCCAGGUGCCAAAGGUGAAAUGGGUAUGAUGGGACCUCCAGGCCCACCAGGACCUUUGGGAAUUCCUGGCAGGAGUGGUGUUCCUGGUCUCAAAGGUGAUAAUGGUUUGCAGGGUCAGCCAGGACCUCCUGGCCCUGUAGGAGAAAAAGGUGGUAAAGGAGAGCCUGGCCUUCCAGGCCCUCCUGGACCAAUGGAUCCAGAUCUGCUGGGCUCAAAAGGAGAGAAGGGGGACCCUGGAUUACCAGGUAUUCCUGGAGUUUCAGGACCAAAAGGUUACCAGGGUUUGCCUGGAGACCCAGGGCAACCUGGACUGAGUGGACAACCUGGAUUACCAGGACCAUCAGGUCCCAAAGGUAACCCUGGUCUCCCUGGGAAGCCAGGACUUACAGGACCUCCUGGACUUAAAGGAAGCAUUGGUGAUAUGGGUUUUCCAGGCCCUCAGGGUGUGAAAGGGUCUCCUGGACCUCCUGGAGUUCCUGGACAACCUGGCUCCCCAGGAUUACCUGGACAGAAAGGAGAAAAAGGUGAUCCUGGUAUUUCAGGCAUUGGUCUUCCAGGUCUUCCUGGCCCAAAGGGUGAACCUGGUCUGCCCGGAUAUCCAGGAAACCCGGGAAUCAAAGGUUCUAUGGGAGAUACUGGUUUGCCUGGAUUACCAGGGACCCCUGGAGCAAAAGGACAUCCAGGCCUUCCUGGAUUCCCUGGAACCCCAGGACUUCCUGGACCAAAAGGUAUUAGUGGUCCUCCUGGGAACCCUGGCCUUCCAGGAGAACCUGGUCCUGUAGGUGGUGGCGGUCGUCCUGGGCCACCAGGGCCUCCAGGUGAAAAAGGCAGUCCGGGUCAAGAUGGUAUCCCUGGCCCAGCUGGACAGAAGGGUGAACCAGGUCAACCAGGCUUUGGAAUCCCAGGACCCCCUGGACUUCCAGGACUUUCUGGUCAAAAGGGUGAUGGAGGAUUACCUGGCAUUCCAGGAAACCCUGGACUUCCUGGUCCAAAGGGAGAACCAGGCUUUCAGGGUUUUCCUGGUGUGCAGGGUCCUCCAGGCCCUCCUGGUUCUCCAGGUCCAGCUCUGGAAGGCCCUAAAGGCGACCCUGGGCCCCAAGGUCCUCCUGGGAGACCAGGUCCUACAGGUUUUCAAGGUCUACCAGGUCCAGAAGGUCCCCGGGGUCUCCCUGGAAAUGGAGGUAUUAAAGGAGAGAGAGGAAACCCAGGCCAACCUGGGCAACCUGGUUUGCCUGGUUUGAAAGGAGAUCAAGGACCACCAGGACUCCAGGGUAAUCCUGGUCGGCCAGGUCUCAAUGGAAUGAAAGGAGAUCCUGGUCUCCCGGGUGUUCCAGGAUUUCCAGGCAUGAAGGGACCCAGUGGAAUACCUGGUUCAACUGGCCCUGAAGGGGAUCCAGGACUUGUUGGCCCCCCAGGUCCCCCUGGAUUACCUGGUCCUUCAGGACAGAGUAUUAUAAUCAAAGGAGAUGUUGGUCCACCAGGGAUCCCAGGCCAGCCUGGAUUAAAAGGUCUACCAGGACUACCAGGACCUCAAGGCUUACCAGGCCCAAUUGGCCCUCCAGGAAAUCCUGGACGCAACGGACUCCCAGGCUUUGAUGGUGCAGGAGGGCGCAAAGGAGACCCAGGUCUGCCAGGCCAGCCAGGUACCCGUGGUUUGGAUGGUCCCCCUGGACCAGAUGGAUUGCAGGGUCCCCCAGGCCCCCCAGGAACCUCCUCUAUUGCCCAUGGAUUCCUCAUCACACGUCACAGCCAGACAACAGACGCACCACAAUGCCCACAUGGAACUGUCCAGAUUUAUGAAGGCUUUUCUCUCUUGUAUGUUCAAGGAAAUAAAAGAGCUCAUGGUCAAGACUUGGGGACGGCUGGCAGCUGCCUUCGUCGCUUCAGUACCAUGCCUUUCAUGUUCUGCAACAUCAAUAAUGUUUGCAACUUUGCUUCAAGAAAUGACUAUUCUUACUGGCUGUCCACCCCAGAGCCCAUGCCAAUGAGCAUGGAACCCCUGAAGGGCCAGAGCAUCCAGCCAUUCAUUAGUCGAUGUGCAGUAUGUGAAGCUCCCUCCAUGGUGAUUGCAGUUCACAGUCAGACCAUCCAGAUUCCCCACUGUCCUCAGGGAUGGGAUUCUCUCUGGAUUGGCUAUUCCUUCAUGAUGCACACAAGCGCAGGAGCAGAGGGCUCAGGUCAAGCCCUGGCCUCCCCUGGUUCCUGCUUGGAAGAGUUCCGUUCAGCUCCUUUCAUUGAAUGUCACGGCCGGGGUACCUGCAAUUACUAUGCCAACUCCUACAGCUUUUGGCUAGCAACUGUAGAUAUGUCAGACAUGUUCAGCAAACCUCAGUCAGAAACGCUGAAAGCAGGAGACUUGAGGACACGAAUUAGCCGAUGUCAAGUGUGCAUGAAGAGGACAUAA
Messenger RNA from Puma concolor (puma), 5076 nucleotides. The record is from RefSeq and is a predicted model, not a curated record. Lineage: Eukaryota; Metazoa; Chordata; Mammalia; Carnivora; Felidae.